AUGGUUAAUUUCAAGUGGUCUGCUCUCGCCUUGUUGGCUCUGCGCGUCGCUGCCGUGUUCGCGCAGGAGGAAUCGGCUGAUGCCGAGCCCGGCGUCCUGAAGGAGGUGUCGCCUGACGAGCUCAAGGUCAGCAUCGAUACGACCUUCCCGGAUGCCGACAUCUUUGGCGUGAAGUUGGUCAACGGGCGGCCUACCAAAGCCAUCAUCGAGAUCACAAACCACGAGGAGGUCCCCGUUGACGUGGCCUUCAUCGGUGGCAUCCUCAAGACCACCAAACCAUUGCCCGAGGAUGCGCCGCACUACGCCUCUAUCGUGCGCAACCUGACGGCCGUCCGGUACGGUGUCCAGGUGCCCGCCGGUGAGAAGCACCAGCUGCCCUACCAGUUUGUCCUCGACAUGAUGCCCCAGGAUGUCAACCUCGUCCUUUCGGCUGUCAUUACCAACGCUGCCGCUGGCAAGAUCUACGAGGUGGAGGCCCACAGUGGUCCUGCCAGCAUUGUUGAUCCUCCUACCUCCAUCUUCGACCCUCAGAUCAUCUUCCUCUACCUCUUCCUGACCGCCUUUUUCUCCGGUAUCGCCUACUGGGUCUACAAGACCUGGCUGGAGCAGUUCUUCCCCCAGGCCAAGCCUUCUCGCGCUGCCGGACCCGCCAAGGGCAAGAAGGCCCGUCGCGCAGGCGGCGCUACCUCUGAUGCUGAGCCCGUCUCCGGUUCCGAGUCAGCCGGCGGUAACACCAGCGGUGCAGGUGAGAAGGAGUAUGAUGAGAGCUGGAUCCCGGCGCACCACAUCAACCGCCCUGUCGCUCGGAAGGUCAAGGGCGGCUCGAAGUCCAAGUAA
This is a messenger RNA of Thermochaetoides thermophila DSM 1495, 837 nucleotides long. RefSeq lists its product as uncharacterized. The record is from RefSeq and is a predicted model, not a curated record. The coding region runs from base 1 to 837 and encodes 278 amino acids. Gene Ontology annotation, cellular component: endoplasmic reticulum; endoplasmic reticulum membrane. NCBI's taxonomy places the organism in Eukaryota, Fungi, Ascomycota, Sordariomycetes, Sordariales, Chaetomiaceae. The transcript has 3 exons.